CCUGUUGAGACUCGCGGAACUGUCUAUUGUUGAGCCGUUGAGCUUGAAUUGGAUGGCAUUUACCCCGCCCGGCUUACUGUGUCAGCCCCCUGCUUUCAAGGUUGGCUCUUGCCAAUACUUGUUUCUCAUAUUAAAAAGACCUGGUCCGGCAAUGAUAUAGGAAGGGUCACUUCAUAUUUCUGCAACAGAAUCCUCGAACAUUGUUAAUCCAGUGGUGGAGAAUCACCCAGGAACCAUCUUUCUUCUUCGCAAACAUGUCAACGGUCAACAUUGUCAAAUACUACUUUUAUAAGGGUAUGGUCCCGAAGGAGCAAGAAAGGGUCCUUCAACUGGUGGCCCUAGCGUAUCAGACAGCAAGAGACCGAAAGCUCUAUCCAAAGGCAGUUCUUAUCAGGUCAGAGGUUCAUAAUACGACCAGUAUCAAUGGCAUACGACAGAAAGACCCCUUAGGCCCGCAUGUGACUCUUUGCUACAAAGACGAGAAUCAGCUCGCUCAUGGGACUCAUGUUGCUAGUCACGGCUAUGUUCGUGGGAAGAACAACCUAGAAUUUCUACGUGCAACACAUGCGGGAGAGAAAGCAGAUUCAACCACAAAGCAGAAUGGAAUGAAGGUAAUAUGGCCACCGGAGCGUGAGCUUGAAGCUGUACCAGAGAUUGGCUAUGGGCAUUUCAUCCAUGAUUAGGGCCUCGGUAACUUGUUCGAACCAUCUUGUUUGAUUGACUUUGUGUUUUGUGAUUACUUGGGGGGAGUGCAGAACUUUGUUCAUGGUCCUUGAUUUUUUCCAUAUUUCAAUGUGGGCGACUACAACAGCACAAUUGGACCAUAUAAGUCACAAAUCACCGCCAACAAAAUCGAGAGAUCAACCGGGUCCGUAUGAUGGAAGCUUGAAUCAACCCCGCUCCAACUGUGCGAGUUGACUGUAUGCAGGGUAGCUUUUGAG
Aspergillus uvarum CBS 121591 is the source of this 941-nucleotide messenger RNA. RefSeq lists its product as uncharacterized. NCBI's taxonomy places the organism in Eukaryota, Fungi, Ascomycota, Eurotiomycetes, Eurotiales, Aspergillaceae. The transcript is spliced from 2 exons. The coding region runs from base 255 to 683 and encodes 142 amino acids. The record is from RefSeq and is a predicted model, not a curated record.